Messenger RNA from Pelobates fuscus (common spadefoot toad), 1161 nucleotides. RefSeq names its product histamine H3 receptor-like. Lineage: Eukaryota; Metazoa; Chordata; Amphibia; Anura; Pelobatidae. The transcript has 3 exons. Bases 1 to 1161 code for a protein of 386 amino acids. Gene Ontology annotation, molecular function: G protein-coupled acetylcholine receptor activity; G protein-coupled serotonin receptor activity; histamine receptor activity. Gene Ontology annotation, cellular component: synapse; dendrite; plasma membrane. Gene Ontology annotation, biological process: adenylate cyclase-inhibiting G protein-coupled acetylcholine receptor signaling pathway; chemical synaptic transmission; G protein-coupled receptor signaling pathway, coupled to cyclic nucleotide second messenger. The record is from RefSeq and is a predicted model, not a curated record.
AUGUUAAAUAUAUUCAACCAGACGGGAGUGAAUGUAUCUCUAAUUAUCGAGACUGUGGAUUUAGAAACAUAUUUUUCAGAUUCCAUGAAAAAUCUGUUUAUUUUGCUGAUUUCUUUGUUAAUAUUUGUCACAAUUUCCGGUAAUUUUCUUGUGAUGUUAGCUUUUAUUAUUGACAGGAGGCUCAGAACACAAAGUAAUUUCUUCUUACUGAAUCUGGCCAUUUGUGAUUUUUACAUUGGGGCUUUCUCUACACCUUUAUAUUUACCAUAUAUGCUCACUGACAAGUGGACACUUGGAAGAAUGGUCUGCAAACUCUGGUUAACAAUCGAUUAUACAAUGAGCACGGCUUCGGUAUUUAACAUUGCCCUUAUCAGUUAUGACAGAUUUCUUUCUGUAACCAAGGCAGUUUUAUAUCGCUCCCAACAAAACAAGCAAAGUCAGACUGUUCUUAAAAUGGUGACUGUCUGGGUACUGUCUUUCCUUCUCUACGGCCCAGCCAUACUGUUCUGGGACAGAAUUUUUGAAAUAAAUAAUAUCCCUGAUAACAGUUGUGUGGCUGAUUUCUUUGAUGUUUGGUAUUUUAAUUUUGGAACAUCUAUUUUCGAUUUUGUGCUGCCUCUGAUAAGCAUUUCAUUCUUCAAUCUAAGCAUCUACUGGAACAUAAGAAAACGGAGCAGAAAGAAGAGACAGACUUCUACACCUGUAAAUGAAAAAUACAAGUGUCCAAAUAUCAUAGCAACUGACACAGUCCUUUUUGAUUCACAAUUACAACAGAAUGAGAAUGUUAACGCUCCUGUAAAGAAAAGAUUUAAGACACUUUUAAUGCAUAAUUUUCACUGUACGAUAGUUUACUUGUCACCAACCAAGAACAGAUUGAAUACACAUGAUGUUCAAAUCAUGCAACUCUCUCGGGAUAAAAAAGUUGCUAAAUCUCUUUUAAUUCUGGUGUGUGUUUUUGUAAUUUGUUGGGCUCCAUACUCCCUUCUGAUUACUAUAGGUAAGACCUGUAAUGAUUAUUGUAUAGAUUCCAACUGGUAUAAGAUCACAGUCUGGCUGUUAUAUAUGAACUCUACAAUCAACCCUAUACUUUAUCCUCUGUGUCACAAGAGUUUUAGAAAUGCUUUCACCAUGAUGUUCAAAGUAUGUCUAAAAAAAAGGUAA